Miscanthus lutarioriparius is the source of this 1170-nucleotide messenger RNA. The record is from the annotation of a GenBank genome assembly. Lineage: Eukaryota; Viridiplantae; Streptophyta; Magnoliopsida; Poales; Poaceae.
AUGGCGGCGGAGGCGAAGGCGCCGCUGCUGCAGGAGGCGCGAAGGGGUGCCACGCCGGCGCAGACCAUCGGGAACAUCGUCGUCUCCAUCGUCGGCACCGGGGUGCUCGGCCUGCCCUACGCCUUCCGCACCGCCGGCUGGCUCGCCGGCGCUCUCGGCGUCGCUGGUGCCGGGGCCGCCACCUUCUACUGCAUGCUCCUGCUGAGACAAGAGCAAGAGACGGAGGAGGACGGCGAGCAGCACCGCUGCUGCAACUAUACCUACGGCGACCUAGGCGAGAGGUGCUUCGGCCGGAUCGGCAGGCACUUCACGGAGGCCACCAUCAUCCUGUCGCAGACGGGCGGCACCGUGGCGUACCUCGUGUUCAUCGGCCAGAACGUGUCGUCCGUGUUCGCCACCGAGGACGGACACGGCCCGCUGACGCCGGCCACCGUGGUCCUCGCGCUGCUACUGCCCGUCCAGGCGGCGCUCUCGCUGGUGCGCUCGCUGUCGUCGCUCGGGCAGUUCAGCAUCCUCGCCGACGCGUGCACCGUGCUGGCCGUGGCCACCGUGGUGAAGCAGGACCUCCAGCUCCUGGCCGCGCGCGGCGAGCAGCCGUUCCAGGGCCGGGACGCGGUCGCGGGGCUCUGGGGCGUCGCGUUCGCCGCCGGCUUCUCCGUCUUCUGCUUCGAGGGCUUCUGCAUGACGCUGGCGCUCGAGGCGUCCAUGGCCGACCGCAGCAGGUUCCGCUCCGUGCUCCUCCAGGCCAUCACCGGCGUCACCGCCGUGUACGUGGUGCUGUGCAUCGCGCUGGCGCUGACAUUCCCGGUGAUGAUGCACCCGAUCCACGAGAUCGUGGAGGCGCGGCUGCUGGCGCCGGGCGGGUGGCUGCGAAAGCGCUGCCACGUCGGCGGCGCCAUGGAGCGGGCGGCCCUGCACGCGAGCCGCGUCGCGGUGCUGGUGGCGCUGUCGGCGAUCUCGUGCUUCGUGCCGGCGUUCGGGUCGUUCGCGUCCUUCGUGGGGAGCACGGUGUGCGCGCUGCUCUCCUUCGUGCUGCCCGCGCUGUUCCACCUCCGCGUCGUGGGCCACGCCGCGGGCGCCGCGCAGCGCGCCGUCGACUGGGCCAUCCUCCUCUUCGGCCUCGCGUUCGCCGCGCACGGCCUGUACGACGCCGUCCUGUCGCGGCACUGA